AUGGCGCCCCUCCUCCUCUCCCACUUCCGCGCAAAGCACCGCUCGGUCCUCACCUCGCUGUUCACGGCCACCUUCCUCGGCGCUGUCAUCGUCGUCGCCUUCCCCUGCCCCGCGCAGACUACCGACCAGUUCGGGCGCCGUGGUGUCCUCGCCGCCAAUGCGCCCCAGGGCCCCGAGUCGGCCACGUCAAAAGAAGUUGUCGUCAUGAUGAACCAGCGCGGACGGAGGCGAUUCCUCGAGGAUACAGACACGCCACACCCGGCACACACAAUACCUCAUCUUGUUUUUCCGUUCAAUGCAUGUUGAUUAGGACGUCG
This is a messenger RNA of Vanrija pseudolonga, 317 nucleotides long. RefSeq lists its product as uncharacterized. Lineage: Eukaryota; Fungi; Basidiomycota; Tremellomycetes; Trichosporonales; Trichosporonaceae. The transcript is spliced from 2 exons. The record is from RefSeq and is a predicted model, not a curated record. The coding region runs from base 1 to 306 and encodes 101 amino acids.